GGCCAGAGCUCCCCAAGGUCUUUGUUUCUUCUCCCCCAGCCAAAGGAGCCGCGGUGCGGGCCCUGCUCUUCGACAUCUCCUUCCUCAUGCUGUGCCAUGUGGCCCAGACCUACGGCUCGGAGGUGAUCCUGUCGGAGUCGAGCCCGGCGGGCGAGGUGCCGUUCUUCGAGACCUGGAUGCUGACCUGCAUGCCCGAGGAGGGGAAGAUCCUCAACCCCGACCACCCCUGCUUCCGCCCCGACUCCACCUUGGUGGAAUCGCUGGUCGCUCUCCUCAACAACUCUUCUGAGAUGAAAUUAGUGCAGAUGAAGUGGCACGAGGCGUGUCUGAGCAUCUCAGCUGCCAUCCUGGAGAUCCUCAACGCCUGGGAGAAUGGUGUCCUCACCUUCGAGUCCAUCCAGAAAAUCACGGACAACAUCAAGGGGAAGGUGUGCAGCAUGGCGGUGUGCGCGGUGGCCUGGCUGGUGGCCCACGUCCGCAUGCUGGGCUUGGACGAGCGCGAGAAGUCCCUGCAGAUGAUCCGGCAGCUGGCCACCCCCCUGUACGGCGACAACACGCUGCAGUUCUACAACGAGCGCGUGGUGAUCAUGAGCUCCAUCCUGGAGCACAUGUGUGCGGACGUCCUGCAGCAGACGGCCACGCAGAUCAAGUUCCCCUCCACAGGCAUGGACACCAUCCCCUACUGGAACCUGCUGCCCCCCAAAAAGCCCAUCAAGGAGGUGCUGACGGGCGUCUUCACCAAGGUGCUGGAGAAGGGCUGGGUGGACAGCCGCUCCAUCCACAUCUUCGACACCUUGCUGGACAUGGGCGGCGUCUACUGGUUCUGCAACAACCUGGUCAAGGAGCUGCUGAAGGAGACGCGGAAGGAGCACACGCUGCGGGCCGUGGAGCUGCUCUACGCCAUCUUCUGCCUGGACAUGCAGCAGCUGACGCUGACCCUGCUGGGCCACAUCCUGCCCAACCUGCUGACUGACUCCUCCAAGUGGCACACGCUCAUGGACCCCCCAGGAAAGGCCCUGGCCAAGCUGUCCGUCUGGUGUGCCCUGAGCUCCUGCUCCUCCCACCACAAGGGCCAGGCGUCCGCCAGGCAGAAGAAGAGGCACCGGGAGGAUAUUGAGGAUUACAUCAGCCUGUUCCCGCUGGACGACACGCAGCCCUCCAAGCUCAUGCGCCUGCUGAGCUCCAACGAGGAGGACGCCAGCAUCCUCUCCAGCCCCA
Molecule: messenger RNA, 1218 nt
Organism: Pterocles gutturalis (yellow-throated sandgrouse)
Lineage: Eukaryota; Metazoa; Chordata; Aves; Pterocliformes; Pteroclidae
Gene: MED24
Product: mediator complex subunit 24
Exons: 8
Cellular component (GO): mediator complex
Molecular function (GO): transcription coregulator activity
Source: RefSeq, a predicted model, not a curated record